Molecule: messenger RNA, 6580 nt
Organism: Sardina pilchardus (European sardine)
Lineage: Eukaryota; Metazoa; Chordata; Actinopteri; Clupeiformes; Clupeidae
Gene: vgll4a
Product: vestigial-like family member 4a
Exons: 5
Coding region: 520-1323 (267 amino acids)
Biological process (GO): negative regulation of DNA-templated transcription
Molecular function (GO): transcription coactivator binding
Source: RefSeq, a predicted model, not a curated record
GCAAGCUACGUUCUUCACAGCGGGCUGUGAAAACUGGCGCGUCUCUUUGAUUUAAACACGUUGUUUUGAUAACGUGUCGUACAUAUACUUCGACUAAACGUGUUAUAUAAGUUAUCGACGUGUUGCUUGAAUCUUUUUUGUUUUAUGGUUCGAAAUUAUCCUACUUUGAAAUUACCGUAUCGUUUUGUUUAGUUGGCUAGCUUGUUAGCAUUAGCCUAAUGUCAGGAAAAGUUCGCCGUUAUUCGCAAACUAGUGGAUAUUGCUAGCUUGCCGUCCAUUAGAGCUAGCUCGCUACGUCGACAAAAGUAAGUCGUAGUAGUAGAGUUACGUUAGUUUAGUGCUUGUUAUACAUCAAACGCUUUUCUGGUACUUAAGAAAGCAAGUACCGUUUGUUGUGAGCAUUUCCGUGACACACAAAGUGAAGCAGUGGGAAUACAUUGAUAGCUGGCCAGCUAGCUAAUUUAGAAGCUAGCUUGGUUAGUCUUUUUCAGUUAGCUAGCUACUUAGCUAACUGGCUAAAUGCUUAUCACGAGAAUGGACCUGUUGAACUAUCAGUACUUGGACAAAAUGAACAAUAACAUUGGGAGACUACACUACGAAGAUGAGUCAGGUCUCACAGGAGAGUCCAGGAUGCAACCCAUGACCUCUUCCAUGGGCAGUUCCAGAACGGGGCCCCCUCCCGUAAGUCCGAGCAAAAGAAAAUACAUCGGGGAGCACAUUGAGGACCGCAUUGAUUGCGACAAUGAGCAUGUGACCAAAAUGAGCCGACUGUUUGCUGCACAACUGAGGGCAAAAGCUUCAAAUGGAGACAAUGGCCAAGACCCAUGGAGUCAUGCACACAGCCCCUUUGAGUAUCCCCCUAACGCAAUUAAUAAUCUUCAUGGCAACUUGGUGUAUGCGCCCAUGCCCAUCUUUGCUAUGGACCAACCCUUGGCUCUGACUAAAAACAACAUGGACGCCGGGCGGACCUCCACAGCGCUGCCCGCCACUGCCCCAGUGGAGCGUCAGCAGAAUCGUCCCUCUGUAAUCACUUGCGCUCCGGCAAGCAAUCGCACCUGUAGCCUGUCUCAUUGCCACAUGUCCCAUGAUGGCUGCAACUCAAACUCCAAGAGCAAAGGAAAUGCCAACAUGGUCUGUGACCCUGUGAUUGAGGAGCACUUCCGCCGCAGCCUGGGCAAGAUUUACAAGGAGCCAGAGCCAGCAUCCAACUCUGUAUCCAUUACGGGCUCUGUGGAUGAUCACUUUGCCAAAGCCUUGGGUGAGACCUGGCAUCAGAUCAAGGCCAAGGGCAGUGGCUCUCGGAGCCCCAAGUCCUCCUCAUAAAAGAAUGGCAACAAGCCGCUGGUGACAUGCCCCCCCCCCCCAUUUAUGAGAUCAUAGGGAAUUACGGUCCCCUACCACACCCCCUUGUCUCUCUCCCUCUGCAAGCAUUUUCGCUUUAAAGUGCAGCUCUUUGACAAUAUACUUCCAUUUAUAGCCAAACAUAGACGAGCGUUGAACAACAUUAGUGAAAUGAUAUUGCAAAGUGGUAGAUUGCGGGAAGGUGUCAUCGUUUUUUUAUAUAUAUAUAAGAUUAGGCCAAAUAGCAAGAGAUUAACGUGAUAGAUACUUAGGCCUUGUUGGAGCUUGGCUACCAAAGAAAUCUUAGUGUUAACAAGCCAUUGUUUCUGUGAUAUUCUUUCACCCUGGCUCUUUAACCUUUUAUCUUAAUAUAUUGUGUGUAUAUAUUUACUUGAAAUGGAUGGCCAAGGCUGGUUUUGCACUAUGGCAUGAGUCACAGGGAGAGAAAUUUAUGGAGGCUAUUGACAAAAUCAUGCAUCUGGCUAUUUGACUUAUUAUUUUUUUUUUUUUCACUGCCUUUUAUUUCACAAACCUGGAAUUAACAAUGUGUCUUGGGCGGAAGGCCCCACGACACUCAUCGAGUAGAUGUAAAUACAUGUUAAUUUAUAGGGAAGGUGUAAAAUAGAUUUUUAUACCUUACCUAAAGCCUUAGUGAGGCACAGAUAAGUCGCUGGAGUCUGCCUAGAGCAGUUGUGUCUUGCGCAUUUUUAUUUUAGCUGUGCCAUUGGAGGGCAGUGUCAGCCAUCUUCCCUGGUGUCACCACCACAGAAGCAUCACGUGGGUGAAGCACAGUGCUACAUUUGACCAUUUUUCUUUAUUUUCUUUUUUAUUCUUCUUUUGAGGAAAUUGAGUUUUUUUAAAAAGAGUUCAGCAGAAACUGCUUGGGUAGAAAAAUGUGGUUUUGAAAAUAGUCCCUGGGCUGAUUUACUGUAAUUGCAGCCCUAAGCAUACUGAAUAUAAUCUUUUUUUUUUUCUUUUUUUCUCCUUGGCUGUCUGUUAGCAAGGUAAUGAGAAGCAGCAGGACCAGAAUCCUGUUUGGCUCCUGUAAGGCACUUGUUCAAUUGGUCAUUUGUCAUGUUUUGCACCACAUAACAGAGACAGCAAACAUCGACCGAUAUCACUCUGCACUCAAUUAGUAAAUACCAGUGUGCUGCAGUCCAAAACACGUGCAAAACAUGACGAAAAUCUGAACAAGGUGUUAACGCUCACACUCCCAAGUUCUGUUUUGUUUUCACAACAACUUUGAUCUCAUCCUGUUAAGUCAGCUUUUUGCUUUGUUUUGGAUCCUUAAGCACUGUGUUUUGGUCAACGUUGGCCAAGUGGUGUGAAGUAGGUCUACCGCUUACAAAUGCAUGCUUGAAAAAUAGCUGGUAUCUAUUACAAACCAUAUCAUAUUCUAUGCUAAUUAGUCUUCAGAUUUCGUUUUAUUUUUGUCAGUAACAGUUUAGAAAUACUUACUGCUGGCACAGUUAUUGUACUCCAAUAUAUUUUUUAUAUCAAUACUCAUACGUUUUGCCUCUCGCUUUGAAGAAUACAAGGCCUCUGGAAAGGCAAGUUGCUGUAUACGGGGGAGCCAGGUUUCCCCCUCCCCGAUCACUGCAGCGCAGGAUGCGUUGGCUUCAUGCAGAACUGUUAUCAUGUAGAAAUCAGAAAUCUUCAAAAAGCAUCUACAGACUGGUCUACUAAAGAGCUAUUCACUAUCUAUCUAUCUAUCUAUCUAUCUAUCUAUCUAUCUAUCUCCUGUUGUUUUCGUUUUGUUUUUUGUUUUGCAAGUGGACUCUGAUUGAUGAGGGCAUACAGUACAUUCCUAGCUUUGGGACACAGCGCAGGACAGGUGUCACAUUCCUCCCCAAGUGCACAGGUGUGUUUGGGAAAGGAAUCCAGCCCAUUGGUUUAGACAGAGACUAACCCAUGCUGAUGAAGAAGUCACACUGGGUGUUGCAGUUGUUGGUCUUGUGUCAGUCCCUUCUAACUUUGUUGUCUAUGGUGGUCAUUUGACCUCUCGUUAUCACACCAUCUGCUUCUGAACUGUGAUCUCUCUCUCUCUCUCUCUCUCUGGGCAGUUUGAGCUCAACUGGCACAAUUGAGACACAGUAUUUUACUGCUUUUUGUAGCUAUUUUCAGAAAAUGUAUUAGAUUCAAGCAUAUCCAUGUAGGAUGAAUGAUGAGAUAUAAGCAGUGGGUCAACAUAGAAGUUUUACAAAUGUGAGUGACAGGUGAGAUACUGAUUAGGUGAUGGCACUUUGAGUAUGGUGUCUUGAUGCUCUGUGCAUCUUGUGAAUCUGUAUUGAUUAAGCUGACUUUGUCUUCACAUGACAGUAAUACAUUCCUAUGACUGUUGAAGAGAGGCAAGUCCUGUUCGGCAUAAACUCACUCCUCACUCCGUUGUUUGUCUCAUAAGCAAUAACUGUUUAUCUCUGCCAGAUGUGGUGCAUGGUUGGCCUAGAGGGAUUUUAUGAGUGUGUAGGUUCUUUCUUUUUUCUUGUUGGACAUAGCAUUAAAGCAUAGCAUAGCAUUAAAUCUGUUAAAGGGGAUAUGUGAUGGUCUUCAGUUGUCUUGAAGACACCAUUACGUCCACGACAACACUCCUCUAUUCACUUGCAUGCAUUCAUUACAGUGGCGGUUCGGACUGGUGCUAGGAGAGAUUGAGUUCCAAAGCUAGGGGGUUAGCAUGCUAACGUUCGGACUGGUGCUAGGAGAGAUUGCGUUCCAAAGCUAGGGGGUUAGCAUGCUAACUUUACUGGAUAUCCGGGCUAACACAGCAUAGAUGUCACAUUCUUCACAUUUUGUUACUAGGACAUUUUUGAAUGUUUUAAAAAUCAAAUACAGCAUUUUAGAAAGUUGAAUAGUAAAGGUAGUGGCUUAUUCCUGAUUCUACAACUUCAUCAGUUAGUAACCUUGCUGGUUUACAUUUGUUAAUGUUUACCAUGUCUUGCAAAUAGUCUCUGCACUUCAUAACAAGAUUAUAUGUCUUGUGAAAUGAGAGCCAAUAUUAGAAAUCUGGCCUCUUUCUCCAUCAAAGCUAGGGGGUUAGCAUGCUAAUGUUCGGACUGGUGCUAGGAGAGAUUGCGUUCCAAAGCUAGGGGGUUAGCAUGCUAACUUUACUGGAUAUCCGGGCUAACACAGCAUAGAUGUCACAUUCUUCACAUUUUGUUACUAGGACAUUUUUGAAUGUUUUAAAAAUCAAAUACAGCAUUUUAGAAAGUUGAAUAGUAAAGGUAGUGGCUUAUUCCUGAUUCUACAACUUCAUCAGUUAGUAACCUUGCUGGUUUACAUUUGUUAAUGUUUACCAUGUCUUGCAAAUAGUCUCUGCACUUCAUAACAAGAUUAUAUGUCUUGUGAAAUGAGAGCCAAUAUUAGAAAUCUGGCCUCUUUCUCCAUCACCAACCACCAACUUGACUUCCAAAACUCCCCGCACCUCAGCUGUGGCCUCUUUGAAUUUGCAUGGUGACCACUUAAGUAAACAUAUCAUUCCCAUAACAUAUGUAAAUAUGAGGUCCGUAUACUGACCCCCUCAACUUUCUUUUAACCUUUUAGACCUACCUUAGCCUUUAUCCUUGAGGUGUUUUUUUGCCUCUCUAAUGAUAUAGAUGGAGAGUUUUUGACUUUGUGAUAAGGUUCAGCCAUGCGUGGCAUGGGCCAAUCAUGGAGGAAGGGCAAUCGCUUUACAAUGAAAAAGAGAGAAAAAAAACAGUCAGUCUGAUUGAGGCAUUGAUAUGGUGUCCAUCUCCAGAGGACCACUCAUCUCUAGCACAUCCCCGGUCUCCAUCAGGUCCUGUAAACGGGGUCUAAAUGGCCAAAUAUGAGGGGUGGCCUCAGGUUGAUGACCAAAGAUUCUGUUCUAGAAUCUUUGUUGAUGACCCUGCUGCUGGUUUAGAAGCUAAAGGCUGUGACCAGUCUGCCCUCAGCAGGUAUACAAGCCUUGCCUGUGUUGUGUUGUGACUGUAUUUCUUGUAAAUGAGAUCAGUGGAACUAGGAAAGCCAUUAGUAACUGGGAACUGGCAGACUAAUGGACUGUUAAUGAACGGCAUUGACUCACAGAAACAUCCGAGAACCUACAAUGUAAUAGACACGCAGCCUAAGGCUUUUCCCCCCCACAACAAAUGUUUUGGCUAAACAACUACUUUGGAUUAAUUUUCUAGCUUGUGAAAGUGGCGGAUCGCCAAUAUUGACUUUCUACCUGAAUUAGUAGUCAUCAAGAUUUCCAAACUGUUUCUGGUUGCGAACUUCCUCUCCCAUUCAACUUUAGUUUUGACUUGAAAUUUCUGACGACUGCAUUUUUUUCCCUUCCUUUCCUAAGAGCACCGUUGCUCAUUGCACCUUUAGACAGAUACACUCCUUUGUUGCCGGCAGACUGGAGAACCACUCGGUAGCAUGAAACAGACGGUGGGGAGAAGAGUUAUUGACUGCAUGAUGAAUGCUUGAGAAAUUGAUAAGCACACAGCUCAUCUGUUUGUGCUGACACUAAGAAAGUAAAAACAAUCCCAAUAGUGCAAGCUGUAAAUUGCCUCAGACAGAGCAGCCGGGGUAAUUUCUUGAAAGUUGUUGAGCUUGGCUCGAGAGGGUUCUUGAAAUGUAUUCUUCAGAGUGUAUCAAUCAGCAUCUAGUAACUAAGGAUGUGUUCAGUGGAUCCUCAUUCAGAGUCCCUUGCAAUUUUUACAAGCUUUUCAAGUUCCUUGUAAUUCGAAAUGCUUCCUUUUUAUCACUAUACUGUAUUUGUAAGACUAUCAUUGCGCCGUGCGCGAUGAACACUACUUCUCUUUUUUUUUGCCUCGAGUAGAUGAUUCAUGAUGGGUAGUUAUUUAAUAUUCAUUAUUCUGUCAGCAUGCAUUUAUAUCAUUUAAAAAAGUUGAUCUUUUUUGAAAGACCCGUCAUAGGUUAAAUCAAGUGCAGUUUUGUGAAAGUUUUUUUUUUUUUGGCGGGAUGGCCUAAUGACGAGAACACUGAACACGUAAUGUAAUUUUCUUUUCUUUUUUUUGUCUCUGUGCCACAAACCAGACCAAAGUCGUGAGAACUGCCUGUUUGAUAUAGGUCGGUCUGCUGACGCAGGAGUUCAGUGCGACUGUUCAAAGCAUCCAUCAAGAGCACUGUAUUCAAAAACUUCUGUUUAAAUGCCAUUAACAGUUUGUAAGAAAGUGUUCUUUACAUGGUGGCCUUAUUUUUUUGUGUUUUUCAGAAAAAGAAAAAAAUGCAUUUUAUACUCCCCUAACCUUAAGAACAUUAAAGUGCUUUUAUCACA